Molecule: messenger RNA, 429 nt
Organism: Chanos chanos (milkfish)
Lineage: Eukaryota; Metazoa; Chordata; Actinopteri; Gonorynchiformes; Chanidae
Gene: gal
Product: galanin/GMAP prepropeptide
Exons: 6
Coding region: 1-429 (142 amino acids)
Biological process (GO): neuropeptide signaling pathway
Cellular component (GO): secretory granule; extracellular region
Molecular function (GO): galanin receptor binding; neuropeptide hormone activity
Source: RefSeq, a predicted model, not a curated record
AUGCAGAAAUGUAUUGCCGGUGUAUGUAUAUCACUCAUUUUUUGCGCAAUCUUGACUGAGACACUUGGAAUGGUUAUUGCGGCAAAAGAGAAGAGAGGCUGGACUCUUAACAGUGCAGGAUACCUCCUGGGUCCUCGUCGUAUUGAUCACCUAAUACAGAUAAAGGAUACUCCCAGUGCAAGGGGGAGAGAAGAGCUGCUUGGUCAAUAUGCCAUCGACAGUCAUAGGACCCUAAGUGACAAACAUGGUCUGGCAGGAAAGAGGGAGAUGCCCCUAGAGGAAGACUUCAAAUCAGGAGCUUUAAGGAUAGCAGAUGAAGACAUAAUCCACACUGUGGUAGACUUCCUAUCUUAUCUCAAACUAAAAGAAAUUGGGGCACUUGAUAGCCUGCCUACGUCGCUGGCUUCAGAGGAGAUCAGUCAGCCUUAG